CGACCAUAGAACCACCGCGCAUAAUUUGCCUUUUUGAUUUAUACUGGAAAUCCAACUUCAAACAUUCACCCCACUCUCAUCAUCUUUAGUCGACGUCGUUCAACUCAAAAACCUGGGCUCCACUGAUCAUUUAGUUAUAAGAUAGAAUUAAACUUCACUAUAAUCACUAUGGGAUCCAACUCGGAUAUCCCUGCAAUCCCUUGGAUGAAACUAGGAGAGCUUGACCCUCAGUCAUCUCACACGCCACCCCCUGCGCCUUUCCCGUCGAGUAACAGUGCAGCUGACAACGCGAGAGAGAGAUUCGCAGUGAAGGGCAAUGCAAUCCUCACCGGCGGCGCCGGUGCCCUAGCACUCACCUCAGCACGAGCACUUCUCGAGCACGGCCUACAAGGCCUAGCUCUCCUAGACCUAUCCACAUCCCUCACAAAAAGCAAAGAGCACAUCUCAGCCAUACAGCAUGAUUUCCCCAACGCUAACAUCGUAACCAUACCCUGCAACGUGACCACCGAAGCAGAAGUCCAAUCCGCAGUCCAAUCAGCCAUAGACCGUCUAGGCGAUCUGAGGAUCUUAUGCUGCUUCGCAGGGAUAGUCAACUGCGUCCCGUCAAUCGACAUGACCCUAGAGGAUUACAAAAGGAUGCAAGACGUAAACGCAACAGGAAGCUGGAUUACGGCGCAGACUGUUGCCAGACACAUGAUCUCCCGUAAAACAGGCGGCAAAAUCGUCUUCAUUGCCUCCAUCAGCGGCCACCGUGUUAACUACCCCCAGCCACAGCUAGCAUACAAUAUCUCCAAAGCCAGUAUCCUUCAUAUGAAAAACUGCCUAGCGGCUGAAUGGGCGCAGUAUGGCAUCCACGUCAACUCCAUCUCGCCUGGAUAUAUGGAUACGGUCCUGAAUGAGGGUGACCAGCUGUCGGGUCAUCGUGCGGUGUGGGCUGAUCGCAAUCCCAUGCGGCGUAUGGGGUCGCCGCAGGAGUUGACGGGGCCAGUGGUGCUUUUGUGUAGUGAUGUUGGAGGGAGUUAUCUGAAUGGGGUGGAUAUUGUGGUUGAUGGUGGAGGCCUGGUAUUCUAGUCGUUUGUUGGGAGUUUGGGGUAUUUGCAUAACGGAGUGCUAUUGAAAUUGAAUAAAAGGACUAUAUAGCGAAGAUCUGAGAAUAUCCUGAACGUGUCUGGGGUUUAAGCCCGCAGCAGUUAAUUGCAAGUGUUACGGUACCAAUUCUUGGGCACGGUCUAGGAGCCAAUGAUAUGGGCAAAUGGGACAAAUCCAACAACGUCUUCAUUGUCUGUGAACAGUAGAAUGAAAAUUGGAAAAAACAGAU
This is a messenger RNA of Aspergillus eucalypticola CBS 122712, 1318 nucleotides long. Its product is annotated as oxidoreductase, short chain dehydrogenase/reductase family. The record is from RefSeq and is a predicted model, not a curated record. Gene Ontology annotation, molecular function: oxidoreductase activity, acting on NAD(P)H, oxygen as acceptor. Lineage: Eukaryota; Fungi; Ascomycota; Eurotiomycetes; Eurotiales; Aspergillaceae. The coding region runs from base 169 to 1071 and encodes 300 amino acids. The transcript is spliced from 4 exons. Gene Ontology annotation, cellular component: intracellular anatomical structure.